Eutrema salsugineum is the source of this 1805-nucleotide messenger RNA. RefSeq lists its product as uncharacterized. The coding region runs from base 491 to 1576 and encodes 361 amino acids. The transcript has 3 exons. Lineage: Eukaryota; Viridiplantae; Streptophyta; Magnoliopsida; Brassicales; Brassicaceae. The record is from RefSeq and is a predicted model, not a curated record.
AAAAAAAAAAAUUGAGAAUUGCGUUUUCAAAUAGACAAUUUACCUCUUAGUUUUUUCUCAAAACCUUAAAUCAAUCUCCGGCGAAUUAAAUAUCGCCGGGAAAAUGAGUAUUCCGGUCACUUUUUCCUCUCUUACCGUUCUUAGUAACGAUGUUUCCGACAAUCGCCGUCAUGUUUUCCGUGAAAAUCGUCGGCGUUAAGAAACUCCGAUUUCCUAACUAAUUUUUUUAGAAGAUCGUAUAGUUUUUCUACUUGGUAGUUUCUAGUAGCUGAGAGGUUUUUUAGUGGAUUUCGUUUCUUCUUCUCUUCUUCUUGUGAGGUUUUGAAGCUGUGGAGUUUCUGAUUUUGAAUUUUCCUGGAAAGAGAUCUAAAUUCUAGGGAAGUUUCUGAGUGAAUUUUUGAAUAUAUUUGUUUCGCUUAGCUUUGUUUGAACGGAGAAUUGACUUGUUCCUUACUUCGUCGAGCGAGAAAUCAGAUUAGAUCUAUAAUCAAUGCCUUUUCCGAUGAAGAUCCAGCCGAUUAACAACGAUUUUCCGGCGAGUAGAGACUCAGCUCGUGCGGAAUCAGGAAAACCAGUGCUCAAAUCUCGCCUCAAGCGUCUCUUAGAUCGGCCGUUUACAAAUGUUCUGAGAAGCUCAAACUCGGAUAAAUCACUCAACGCCGCCGCCUCUGAAGACGGCGUCGGAACUGAGUUCGAGCCUAGCUCCGUCGCUUUAUCAAAGAUGGUUCAGAACUACAUGGAGGAAACCAACGAGAAACAAGGUAGAAACGGACGCAAUCGCUGCAAUUGUUUCAACGGGAACACCAACGAUGAUAGCUCCGACGACGAAUUCGAUUUGUUCGGUUUCUCCGUCGAUUCUCUCAACGACGCUUAUGAUCAUUUCAAGAGCUUGAUUCCAUGCGCGAGCGUCACUGAGAGGAAUCUGUUGGCUGAUGUUGCGAAGAUCGUAGAGAAGAACAAAUCAAUCAAAAGGAAAGUCGAUUUGAGGAAGAUCGUCGUCGAUGGACUUUCAUCUCUCGGAUACGAUUCCUCAAUUUGUAAAUCGAAAUGGGAUAAAACUCGGUCUAUACCGUCCGGUGAGUAUGAGUACAUUGAUGUGAUUGUGAACGGUGAGAGGUUCCUAAUCGACGUGGAUUUUCGAUCGGAGUUCGAGAUCGCACGGCAGACGAAUGCUUACAAGUCGCUGCUUCAAUCUCUACCGUUCAUCUUCGUCGGAAAGUCUGACCGGAUUUGUCAGAUCGUUUCAAUGGUCUCGGAGGCGACCAAGCAGAGCUUGAAGAAGAAGGGGAUGCAUUUUCCGCCGUGGAGGAAAGCUGAUUACAUGCGAGCUAAAUGGCUUUCUUCGUACACCCGAAACUCCGCCCAGGAGCCGCAGGUUUCUUCCGCCGCCGUGGCUGAACCGGAGCUAGAUAGGUCGGAGAUUGUGCUGAGUUUCGAGGAGAAAUUUUUGUCGUCGGUGAAUUCUUCUUCCUCUCCUCCUCCGUUGGUUGCCGGGAAUGAUGACGUGGCAAAGCCGUUGGAGAGAGAAGCGAAGGUCGUCACGGGAUUAGCUUCACUGUUCAAAGAAAAUCCCUAAAAAAAGUUUUUGGAUUUCUAAUUUUCUUAAUUUUCUAGUUAAAAUUUUGAGAAAAGCUGCAGAAAUAAAGAAAACAAAACAAAAAAAAAUGAGAGUAAAAAGCAUAUAAAAAUAUAACAAUAGUAUAUCUUCCUCUUUUUGCGACAUCUUACUUUCUUUCUUUUCCGACAUUUCAAGGGCUAUUAUUUUUUUCCUAUGUGAUGUUAUAUUAAUACAUUGGGAUAACUUA